AUACCGAGUCAUACAGGACUUCCAGCUGGAAGCCUUGACGGUGUACGUGCGUGCGGGCCAGAGGCUUGUGCGCCAGCGUCAGUACCGGGCCGUGCGCCAGCUGCUGAAGUGCGUGGGCGAGUCGGGCACCGCCACCAAGAACGACUGUGAUGUCAUCAUACGCCAAGGAGUUGGAGUGUCUCAUUCUGGAGACAAAGAGCACAGAGAACAAGAUUAAGGCCUACCUGCAGGUGAGUAAACUGCGAGCGGCCUAUCUUCUAGCUGUAAAGCUGGAUACAGCCAGGGCCGGGCCACUGGUUCAAGAAGUCCUCCAGGCAGCAGAGGGCGUCGGAGACUCUGUCAUGCAGGACAUCUGUUGCCAGUGGCUGUCUGAGCACAAGGACAGGGUCAGAACGACGCCUCCGCCGGGAGCUACAAAACAAGGCCGACCCAACGCCAAGUAACCCCAUGGGGAGAACAUGGCCCGUGUUCAUUACGCACCAAACAGAAGAAAACGGACUGAACCAGGAAUGGACUACCAGGACUCGUCUAAUAAGAAAUGCUCGUUUUAGUUUUCUGUUACAAAAAAAAAAUGAUUACAAUAUUGUCUAUUUGUUGCGUGCCACUAAUGAACACGACCCGGAUGUAAUCGUUGUUCUGGAGAAACCUAGUUCAGGCUACAACAUGGGGAACCAGACAUCAUCAGGAAAUAACAGAUAGCACUUCAACUAGAAACGCCACGAGUGGAACACCAAGACGCCUGGACUCUGUGACUGAGUGGGGUUGUGAGUGACUUCCUCCUCCUCUUCUCCUCUCUUCCUCCUCCUCUCUGAAAGUAGUGAAACACCGCUGUGCCAACUCUCUCAUCUGGAGAGGUGACUGACUACAGCCAGACGAGACUGUCUCUCUCUCUCUCAUUUGGAGAGGUGACUGACUAUAGCCAGACGAGACUGUCUCUCUCUCAUUUGGAGAUGUGACUGACUACAGCCAGACGAGACUGUUUCUCUCUCUCUCAUUUGGAGAGGUGACUGACUACAGCCAGACGAGACUGUCUCUCUCUCAUCUGGAGAGGUGACUGACUACAGCCAGACGAGACUGUCUCUCUCAUUUGGAGAGGUGACUGACUACAGCCAGACGAGACUGUCUCUCUCUAACUCUCUGGGAGGUGACUGACUACAGCCAGACGAGACUGUCUCUCUCAUCUGGAGAGGUGACUGACUACAGCCAGACGAGACUGUCUCUCUCUCAUCUGGAGAGGUGACUGACUACAGCCAGACGAGACUGUCUCUCAUUUGGAGAGGUGACUGACUACAGCCAGACGAGACUGGGAUGAAUCUAACCACUGAAUUGUGAGUUGUUGACCACUUUAUCUAGUAAAACUGACGUCUGGGAUAAGCACAGAAGACACAUAUAUCAGAGUAAUAGCACAGGCAGUAGUGUACGAUAGUUCUUCAGUUGUAUCUCCUACCUCAGUUAAAAAGGGAUUUAUCUUUUGUUUUCACUAACCUUCAAGCCUAGUAAUAUAUUUCUUUGUCACAAAAUAAACAACUUGAUUUAAUGUAAAUAAUUCCUAACUUUUCCAACCCUUUUUUUAUUUUUUUUAUUUCCUUCUCUUUAUGUUGUUAGUUAGAAAAGAAUGAUCAUGUAAACCUGUCAAGCAGGUGAAAGUAAAGAAGAAAACAAGUGUUGGUAUUUACAAGCCUGUCAAGAGCUUUUAAAGAAGAUACAAGUGUCGAUUUAUAUUGAUGAUUUAAGAGUUUCUGAACUUUUUGAAUGUCAAAGGAGAGUGGGUUUCAUUAGAAGGGAUGUCUGUUACUGUCUUAUCAGCUCGACCUGCCACUAGUUAACCCCCUUAAAAUGUCUGCCCAAGGAGAUAUUUCCUAGCCUGAAAUCCAGACCUGUUUUCUUUGUUGUUUUUUUUGCUAACAUUCCACUACUAGUACUCGGUGUCAUAUGUUUGGCACGGCAAGGACACCGAGUGGCAAGAAGUGGGACYUUUACACAAAUAGACUGGUACCCAGGCUAGCAAUAUCAUGAGUCUCUCUUGCUUUCUCCCUCAGAGGGCAUUUGGGGUCCUGAAAGGGCUUUUAAGAUAACUAGAAUAAAGAUGAGCUUUAUAUAGAAUACAACGAAAACUUGGAACGAGUUGGAUUUAGUAAAGGGACUCUCUGGAUAUGUUUUAGGUCUUUGAAACACCGUUUCAAUUCUAGAUCAUGAUAAAGAGGUGUGGUACCUUGUAAUGUUACAGGUCAAUAUUAUUGUCUCCCUUAAAGCCUAUCGUAGCUGUCUGUGUCAUAUUUGUUUUUAUGGUAUCUGUCUUUGACCAGGAACCACGUUGCUGUGACCGUGUUUUGCAUAUUUGUACUUUAUUCCCGUUGUUCUGGUGUGUGACAAUAUGCGGCCCAAAUGGCACCUUAUUCCCUA
Molecule: messenger RNA, 2403 nt
Organism: Salvelinus sp. IW2-2015
Lineage: Eukaryota; Metazoa; Chordata; Actinopteri; Salmoniformes; Salmonidae
Source: RefSeq, a predicted model, not a curated record